GCCAAUUUCAUAUUGUGCUUUAGUAUGGUGCAAAGAUACAGUUAUUGAGUAUCCAUUUGAUUCUUCAUCACACAGUCACCUAUAUUUUAGUGGAUAAAUGUUAUUACACAAAGUCUAGGAUAAAGAUGCAAUGAAUAUGUUUCAAGUUGGAGCUCGAAGGCAUUUGUGCUUCAACUCAAAUCCUCGGACAAUUUUCCCGAACUUGGUAUGUUAAAUGAACUAAUUUCAGGGAGGGGGACAAACAGAGAGUAUUAUUACAAACUUGUCGUACUUGCAGGCUUCACUCCUCUGAGAGCUGCGAUUUCCCUUCCUCCAAGAUGGAUCUAGCUCGAAAAAAAUUUCUAAAUGAUAGUCAAGGAAGUCGAAAUAAGAACGCCGAAAGUCAACAAAGUGCAACUAUAGGUAGAGUUAGUUGGACAAAAGAGUUAGUACACCUCCUCUGUGACCUCUGCAUGCAAAAUGUUGAAAGGAAUAAGGGAAAAAGUGGUGGAGUAACUGGUCAAAGGUUAGCAUGGAAGAAAGUACAAGCUGAAUUUGUCAAACAUACAAACCUUCAUUGGGAUAAAGAUAAACUUAAGCAUAAGGUGGAUUGGAUGAGACAUAGGUGGGGUCUUUGGAAACUAUUGAAAGGAAAGGAGACGGGAUUGGGGUGGGAUCCUGUAAAAGGAACCAUCGAUGCCUCUGAUGAGUGGUGGAAUUUCAAGAUUAAGGAGAAUUCCGCAUUAAAGCCAUUUCGCGAAGAAGGGAUUGAACCUGAACUUGAAUCUAAGAUGGAUCAAAUGUUUGGUUUUUAUGCCCAAGGUGCAUUAAAAUACACUCCGGUGUGUGAUCUCACAGAAGAGGAUAUGCAAAUUGAAGGUGAUAAUGUGUAUGUUCCUUCACCACCUCGUAGUGGUACUCCACGCAAUCAGCUUGACGACAUAGAUGCUUCAUAUGGUGGUAGUAGUUCUAAUACUCGUGAAGCAUGGGAUGAUGUAUGGAGAGACGAUAGCCCCCUCCUUUCUCUCCUAUUGGUACACAAAUGGAAACCGAUGAAAGAAGGAGCAAUAAGAGAGUUGCAGUGAGUGAUGCACCACAAUCUAAUAAGAGUGCACGGGUUGAAACCACAAAGAGAGCAGGUAAAACUAAAUCAUUGGGUGACAAACUUGAUAACAUGAUGCAGCUCAUUGGAGAAAGGAACAAUACAUCUAAGGGAGUGCAUAUGUCAAUGAUGAACGUCAUGGACUCAAUGGUCACACCAAAGCAUGGAGAAAUUAUUGAAGCACUAGCAAAGCUAUGUGCUUUGCCGGAUUUAGGUCCAAGCACACCUGAAUUUUAUUUUGCUUGCACGAUGAUUGAGGAUCCACAAAAAAGAUGCAUUCUCCUAGGGUUACCAAAUGACCAGAUGAGAGUUGAGUACAUCAAGUUUGUAUAUGCUGAGCAGAAGAAGAAUUAAAAAGACAUCACUAUGUUAGCAUUACAAUUUUUAUCUCUUUUAAACUCAAUUAUGAACUUAUGUUAUGGAUUGUCAUAUUUCCGAAACUUUAUUAAUCUAGAAACUUCUUUAUGAGCUUAUAUGUUAUGUAUUUCAAUACUUCAACAAUUGUAUUAGUUUAUUAUAUAUGAUUGUCAUGUUUUGAUUUUGUUUAUUA
Molecule: messenger RNA, 1631 nt
Organism: Cuscuta epithymum
Lineage: Eukaryota; Viridiplantae; Streptophyta; Magnoliopsida; Solanales; Convolvulaceae
Source: the annotation of a GenBank genome assembly